Esox lucius (northern pike) is the source of this 380-nucleotide messenger RNA. Its product is annotated as coiled-coil domain-containing protein 157-like. The record is from RefSeq and is a predicted model, not a curated record. The transcript has a single exon. Lineage: Eukaryota; Metazoa; Chordata; Actinopteri; Esociformes; Esocidae. The coding region runs from base 129 to 380 and encodes 83 amino acids.
AAAUAAAGUAAAAACAUCCAUUCAGCUCUGCAUUCUCACAUACAUUUCCUGAAAGAAAAACAGUCCGUACCUACACAAAACACACGAUAGAAAGAGUGCAAGCUACCAGUUUAGCAAGAUUUGUUAAAAUGACACAUCUCUUAGGACGUCAGGACUGCGUUGAAAGUCUUCGGAGAGAUCUAAUAGAUCUUCAAGGCACUGUUGUUGAUAUCUUCUCUCGGACUGGGCCAGUUCGAUUCCCAUCCUGGAAGUUCCCAGAUAAGCUGUCGUGCAAUCUGGACCUUGUGUCAUUGUUGGAACAAUACGACUAUGUUGAUGGAGAGGAGGAUUUUAAUCAGCAUUCUCACAUUGUUUUGAUGGAGUUAGUAAUUGACAGGUAA